Messenger RNA from Callorhinchus milii (elephant shark), 1633 nucleotides. Its product is annotated as deoxyribonuclease-2-alpha-like. The record is from RefSeq and is a predicted model, not a curated record. NCBI's taxonomy places the organism in Eukaryota, Metazoa, Chordata, Chondrichthyes, Chimaeriformes, Callorhinchidae. Gene Ontology annotation, biological process: apoptotic DNA fragmentation. The annotation marks the transcript as partial. Gene Ontology annotation, molecular function: deoxyribonuclease II activity. The transcript has 6 exons.
CUCCUGUUCCUGCUCCUGACCACCUCCGCUGCCUGGUGUCCUGCAGCGAGUUCGUCCAUCUCCUGUUACAGCGACUCCGGGAAUCCCGUGGACUGGUUCAUCGUUUACAAACUGCCCAAACGCAGCAGUCUGACUGGGCUCAGCUACAUGUACCAGGACUCUACCACCAAGGGCUGGAAACCGGGGAAUUACUUGAUAAACAAUACACAGGGAGCUGUGGGCCGCACUCUGACACAAGUCUAUAAGCAACGUCAAGCUCAGAACCAAGAGACAGCGUAUGUGCUGUAUAACGAUCAGUCUACUAAACACUCGGAGAGCAACUACGGCCACACUAAAGGUGUCAUCCUCUUGGAUCAGAAGCAAGGUUUCUGGCUGGUCCACAGCACUCCUCAUUUCCCGCUGCCAGCCAACGAGAGUUACAGCUGGCCAGACUCAGGCAAACGCAAUGGGCAAUCCUUCCUCUGCGUCACGUACCCCUACGCCCAGUUCAACGAGAUCGGCCUCCAGCUGUUGUACAACAAUCCUCACACUUACUCCCACUCUGUACCGGAGCCUUUCGCCAGAGACUUGCCCGACCUCAAGAAGGCCGUGGAGCCCCACAGGGCGCUCCCCCCGGGGGGGAAGAGAAAGGCUGGGUUGCGCUCAGUGGCCGGAACCAACUUCAACAGCUUCGCAAAAUCCAAAGCUUUCGGCAAAGGUAAUCCUCGCUCGUUUGAGAUGGUGCUGCCCACCCCCACGUCGUUUUCCUUUUCACCCCUCGAGCCCCAAAUUCCACCCGGUCUCAGUCUGCCAGACCGCUCCCAGAUCGGAGCGAGCAGCUUGCGGGUUCAAACCCCGUAUCUGUAUGUUGACUGGCUGGCGGGCGAGUUUGCCAGUGACCUCCUGGUGCAGUCGUGGCCCAAUUCCCGAGGGACUCUGCCGUCGAAUUGCUCCGGGCCUCACUGGGUUUACAACGUGGACACCAUCCACCUGCCCGGGAACCCCGACUUCACCAGCACCGUAGACCACUCCAAGUGGUGCGUGACCCACCCACGCGGCGACGGACCGAGCUGGGUCUGCGUCGGCGACAUCAACCGAGACAGAGCCGAGGAGUUCCGGGGCGGAGGGGUUGUCUGCGUCAACGAUCCCGCCGUCUGGAAGUCUUUUUCCAGCCUGGUCUUGAAAUUCAAGGAUUGUUCGUCCCGUAACUAGCAGCAACUUGUGGGAACUAACUAACUAACUAAUUAUUAUUAUAAUAAAACAGGUGUUCAGCCGUGCCUCAGGUGUGGAGGCACUCGUGCCUCUGGGCUGCUUUGACACUCCAAUAACAAUAAUAAUAAUAAUAAGCUUUACGUUUGACGCAGCGCCUUAUCGCGCCUUUGGCACUUCUCAAAGCACUUCACGGGAUAUGCUGUAAAGUGUAGUGACAGUGUGUUUUGUGGGUGAAACGCAGCAGCCAAUUGCGCCCAGCGACGUCCAUGGCAAUUGUUUGAUUUUGACAAACUAACAUUGCACCUUCCUCUUCGACCGUGCGUACAGUCACCCACCCCACUCCUGCUUGACAUCGGGUUCUGCCUUUGUUAUGUGCUCCGCGACGCUGCCCUUUGUUGUUGUAUAAAAUGCAAUUAAAAGUGGGUUUUAUAAUCUGUGAGCA